Molecule: messenger RNA, 4494 nt
Organism: Carica papaya (papaya)
Lineage: Eukaryota; Viridiplantae; Streptophyta; Magnoliopsida; Brassicales; Caricaceae
Product: Tetratricopeptide repeat (TPR)-like superfamily protein
Biological process (GO): RNA modification
Molecular function (GO): protein binding; RNA binding
Source: RefSeq, a predicted model, not a curated record
UCUACAAUCCACGAACUGCUUUUGGCACAGUUUACAACAAAUAUAAAAUUGUAAGAUAACAACAGCAUUUCUACCAACUAUUUUAACUCAACUGGAGUAAUUGGUAAUUCCCUCACCAUCUGAAGUUCUUCAAAGAAGAAUGUAAAUUAGGCUUUUUCCCAGCCAGGGUAGUGUUCAAUCCCCACAAACUCUUCGCAAGUUGUGUGGCGUUAGAGAAAGGGAUAAUAAUCCAUGUAUAUUCAUCAAGUAAUACUUUUUUGCUAUUCGGGUUCUUGUUGGUGAUUGAAUCGCAGAUUCUUGUUUAUACAAACGCCUUUUUCUGCUUCUGGUUGGGAUUUAACUCGGCUCUUUUUACUUUUUAACUGGUGACCUGGUUUUGCUCUGGCAAGCAAAGCUUUGGCCGUUAUUGGCCAAAAUACCAAAUACCUAAAUUGUCUUCUUCCAUGUCCUAUGCUGCCACGCUGCUUUGCCUAUAUUGCUAUUAUCAAAGACUCAAAAAGGGUCCGUUCCGGCCAUGAAUUCAAUUACAAAGCUUUGUUUCAGCAACAAUGGCUAUUGUUCCUUCAACUACUGCGUAGUCAACGACCGGAUCCAAUGUCAUGCAUGCAACUGCCGACGGGUACUUGCUAUGGUAAAACCCAGGAGGUUAAGCAACGCAUAUUUACUGUUUGAUAAAAGUCCUGAACGGAUUCCUGUUGCAAGAAAUGACCUUGGGUUGAGUGAGUUUAUGAGCUAUCCUGAAAUGGGUAUAAAAGAAAAUGGGGAUCCUAUGCCAAAUGAAAUUUCUGGUUGUGUAAUUAAGGAAGGAAAUGGAUUGGACAGGCGUCUGGCUAUCAAUCUCUUGAGUGCUUGUAGCCAUGAAGGGGGUCUUGAGGUUGGGCAGAUUUAUCAUGCUUUCUUCUUAAAGACUGGACUUGCGGGUGAUCAGUUUGUGGGGACUAGCCUUGUUGAUAUGUAUGCCAAGUGUGGAGAUAUAGGUGCUGCAGUUUUGGCGUUCAAGCAAAUGGCUCAUGCAGAUGUUGCUUCUUACAAUUGCUUAAUCUCAGGGUAUGGAGGCCAUGGGAUGUUUGGCAAAGCCUUUGAUUUAUUCUUGGAAAUGGGUGACAUGGGUUUGGAACCGAAUCAUUACACUUAUGCAAUUAUGCUGACAAUUUGUGGAACUCUUUCAGCCACUGAAGAGGGAAAACAACUUCAUGCUCAUGUUGUGAAGAUGCAAUAUUUAUCUGAAGUGGUAGUGGGUAAUGCGCUUUUGACAAUGUACAAUAAAUAUGGGAUGAUGGAAGAUGCUGAGUCUUUAUUUGAUGGUCUUGCACAUAGGAAUCUUAUUACAUGGACAACAAUUUAUCAAUGGGUUUUACCAGCAUGGAGACUUUCUAAAGGCUUUAGGACUGUUAUGCCUCAUGAGAAAAGAUGGUGUUGAACCAAAUGAAUAUGCUUUCACUAUUGCUCUUGCUUGUUGUGGAAGCAUGAAGAACUUUUAUAUAAGUAGGAUGUUCCAUGCUUUGGUUACUAAAAGGGGAAUGAAUGAGAAUGAUUUCAUAUUAACUGCUCUUUUAAACAUGUACUCAGGAGUUGGAGAAAUGGAUUACGCAAAAAGGCUGCUGAAAGUGAGAGGAAAAUUACUAUCUGUUGUGUCAUGGAAUGCACUGAUAUCCGGUUUUGUCCAUAAUCAGAAGUUUGAGGAGGCCAUGGAAGCUUUCAGUGAUAUGGUUAAGAACAAUGUAACAUGUGACAAGUUCACCUAUUCCAUUAUGCUGAAAGCUUGCUCUUCAAUGCCGUCACUUGCCAUCUGCAAGCAACUACAUUCGCAGGUUGUGAAACUCAAGUAUGAAUCCGACACACAUGUUGGGAGUUCAUUAAUAGAAGCUUACACUAAUUGUGGAAGUCCCGAAGAUUCUGAACAAGCUUUCAAUCAAAUAUUAAAACCAGAUGUGGUUUCAUGGAAUUCAAUGAUUAAAUGUUACUCCCAAAAUGGCCAUCCAAGAAAAGCUAUGUUUUUCUUCAGAAAGAUGGUUCAAGAAGGGAUCAAGCCAACUAAUUCUACCUUCUUGGGAAUCCUUUCUGCUUGUAGCCAUUCUGGUUUAGUUCAAGAAGGCCAAGAAUUCUUCAACAAAAUGGUAGCAAGGUAUAACAUUCUGCCAGAAGAAACACACUAUAGCAGCAUGGUUGAUCUGCUGGGGAGAGCUGGACAACUGGAAAAUGCACUUGACUUCAUCAAGAAGUUACCCAUCAAACCUACUGCUUCGAUAUGGAGACCUCUCCUUGCAGCUUGUCGAAGCCAUAAAAACAUCCAAAUUGCAGAAUUUGUUGCCAAGCAGAUACUUGAUUUAGAACCCUACGAUGCAACAGUUUAUAUAACCCUCUACAACAUAUAUUCUGAAGCUGGACGACCUCUUGAUGCAGAGAAGCAAAGAAAGCUGAUGGUAACGAAGGAAGUCGUAAAGGAAUCGGGAUGCAGCUGGAUAGAAGUGAACAACAAGAUAUACGAAUUCUUUUCUCAGGACAAAACACAUCCUGAAAUGCAAAAACUGGAUGAGAAGUUGAAGCAGAUUAUGAGAAAUAUUAAAGAUGCUACUGGUGCAAAUUUGUUGUUUGGUCCAGAAGAAAGCCAAGCAGAAAAUGAAGAGGAGACAGUUCUGUACCAUAGUGAAGGAAAGUUAAUUCGGGUCCAGGAGACGAAACCCAUCUUCCACCGUUCAUUUAAAUCAUCACCUGAUACCUACUCUAAACUCAUCGAAACGUACGCUCGUGAUCGAGCGUUGCACCCAGGGAGAGUACUCCACGCUGACCUGAUCACCAAAGGUCUUGCUCGGAAGACCGAGGUUGCCUCCAACCUCAUCUUCUUCUACACGGAGCUUGGCAGAAUAUCAGAUGCCCAGCAACUGUUCGAGAAAAUACCCAAAAGAAACAUCCGACGAUGGAUUGUAAUGAUUGGCGCCUAUGCUCGCCGUGGGUAUUAUCAAGAGGCCUUAAAUAUCUUCUGCGAAAUGCAGAGUGAAGGUCUGAAACCCAAUAGAUUUGUCAUCCCCAGCAUUCUCAAAGCUUGUGGGCAUCUUUUCUACCUCCAAACAGGUGAAAAGAUUCAUUCUUUGGUCUUCAAGAAUUCGUUUGAAUUCGAUGAUUUUGUGAUGAGUGCAUUGAUUGAUAUGUAUUCGAAAUGCGAUCAAGUGGAGAAGGCAAAAAGAGUGUUUGAUGGUGGUUAAGCGAGUUAUGUGGCACUGAACGCUUUGGUUUCAGGUUAUGUACAGCAUAGGCUUGUGAAAGAAGCUCUGAAUUUGGUUAAAGAAAUACGGUUAGAGGGAAUGAAGCCUAAUUUUUUUACUUGGAACACAUUGAUAGCAGGUUUUUCUCAAAUGGGUGAUCAUUAAAUGGUUUCCGAGCUUUUCAGAUUGAUGGAUAUUGAUGAUAUUGAACCAGAUGUAGUGUCAUGGACUUCAGUUAUAUCUGGGUUAGUGCAGAAUUUUCAAAAUGAUGACGCUUUCAAUGCUUUCAAACGGAUGUUGAGUCACGAUUUUUUGCCUAGUUCAGCUACAAUUAGUAGCAUUUUGCCAGCGUGUUCUACUGUGGCAAACCGUGGGCGUGGUAAGGAGAUUCACGGCUAUGCAGUGACGGUUGGAGCUGAAGACGACAUAUAUGUCAGGAGUGCUCUGGUUGACAUGUAUGCUAAAUGUGGCUUUAUUUCUGAAGCGAGGAUUCUGUUCUACAAGAUGCCUGAUAGGAACACUGUUACCUGCAACUCAAUGAUUUUUGGAUAUGCAAACCAUGGAUUCUGCAAGGAAGCCAUUGAGCUUUUUUAUCAGAUGGAGAAGGAAAAGAAGCCCGAUCACUUGACCUUCAUGGCAGUUCUCACAGCUUGUAGUCAUGCCGGACUAGUUGAGCUCGGACAAAGGUUGUUUGAGUCAAUGCAAGGGAAGUAUCAGAUAGUGCCAAGACUAGAACACUAUGCAUGCAUAGUGGAUCUUCUCGGCCGAGCAGGCAAACUUGUUGAGGCUUAUGAUGUAAUCAAGGCAAUGCCAGUCAAGCCCAAUUUGUUUGUUUGGGGAGCAUUGUUGGGGGCUUGUCGGAAUCAUGGGAACAUAGAUCUUGCUGAAGUGGCUGCGAAACACUUGGCAGAGCUUGAACCUACUAGUGCAGGAAACAAGCUGCUGUUGUCAAGCUUAUACGCCAAUGCAGGCAGCUGGGUUGAAGUUGCAAGGCUGAAGAAGAUGAUGAAGCGAAGCCGGUUUAUUAAAUUCCCAGGGUGUAGUUGGAUAGAAAGGGCAUAAUCCUAUGGAGAGUACGUAGCAAUCUGCAGACAAGUUCAGGUGAAACUAAAUACAAAAUUAUGAUUGAUAUAGUGGCUAACAGUUUCACCAAUUCCAACUCUGGACAACUUGUUAAGAUCAUCUGAACAAAUAAUUUUAUCAGUUCAAAGAUGAUAAUUAUCAUUUGUACAACCUGUGGACUGCUUCUAUGCAGUUACAACAAAUAUAACAACAGCAUUUCUACCAGCUA